UACUCCGGUUAGCUACUGGAUAUUCGUGUAGCGAUUCAGGACAUUCUGGUGGGCAAGAUGUCGCGGUUUACCAUGCUCGCCGUCCUGGCAGCUGCCCUCUGUGGAGCUGCUCUUGCGUCAGAGUUUACAAGCCCGCACAUCGUUCACCUUACCAGCUCAAAUUAUGAAGAACAGACUGGCGAUGGCAAGGUCUAUUUCAUCAAGUACUACGCUCCGUGGUGUGGCCACUGCAAGCGGCUGGCUGGGACAUGGAAGGAACUGGCUAAGGACUUAAUAGACGUGCCGAAUGUCGUUAUUGCGCACGUCGACUGCACGACCGAUCGUGAUGUCUGCACCAGCGCUCAGAUCAAGGGCUACCCAACCCUUAAGAUUGUACACAAAGGUGAGGAGGUUAACGCUUACCGUGGAAGCCGCGACAAGGACAGUCUGAAGGCUUUCGUGGAGGAGACCGUCAAGCAGCUCACCAGCGAUUCUUGAAGGCAUGGAGGCGAAACUGCCUGUCAUUUUAACGUUCCUGACGCAUCGUCCAUUGUAGUGUGCAUGUGAAGAUGUCUGCUUUGCAGUUAAAUCGGGCCCAUUGUGCGAGUGCAACUCGUAUCAGCGUCCAGUGCCGCGUACCAGCGCGUCAUCUGAAUGUUCCCUUGCACCUUCUUGGUGGGACGUAAAUUUGUUGUCCUUAACUGUCAGAGGCUGAGGUGCCUUCAUUGUGUAGUACACGGUCUGUUCCGAUGGUAUUUCCUUUAAACCUAGUUUUACACAGGAUUGUGUGGAGGCCCUGGCUAAUUCCAGGUGGUCUAUCUGCAUGCGAAUUAGGAAAAUUUGGUAAUCCUGGUGCAAAGUUCCAUUCCCGAAAAGCUGGUGAGGGCAAUUGUAAAGUCAUUAUGACCUG
Molecule: messenger RNA, 889 nt
Organism: Volvox carteri f. nagariensis
Lineage: Eukaryota; Viridiplantae; Chlorophyta; Chlorophyceae; Chlamydomonadales; Volvocaceae
Exons: 5
Coding region: 58-477 (139 amino acids)
Biological process (GO): protein folding
Cellular component (GO): endoplasmic reticulum
Molecular function (GO): protein disulfide isomerase activity
Source: RefSeq, a predicted model, not a curated record